This is a messenger RNA of Fopius arisanus, 3256 nucleotides long. Its product is annotated as calpain-7. Bases 276 to 2822 code for a protein of 848 amino acids. Gene Ontology annotation, biological process: proteolysis. Gene Ontology annotation, molecular function: calcium-dependent cysteine-type endopeptidase activity. The record is from RefSeq and is a predicted model, not a curated record. The transcript is spliced from 3 exons. NCBI's taxonomy places the organism in Eukaryota, Metazoa, Arthropoda, Insecta, Hymenoptera, Braconidae.
CGUCAGUCGUCAGAAUGACAGGUUAGAAUUCUCGUGGGAUUUGUCGACAAAUAAUCCACUGGAUCAUGGAUAAUUAAUCAUCAACGAUGACGUACGAUUUAUUUUCGUCCUGUUAUCAAAAAGACAAUAACAAUACAUCACUAGCGCCUCCAAGAGAUGAUCGUCACCUGCACCGAUGUCUCCACACCGACGAAUCCUAGACCAGUUGCUUGCAGUAAAUAAUUUUAUUAUCCCUGAUAUUAAAAAAUUCACUGGACUAGGGUUAUGAUAAAAAAAUGAGUGACGACAACCUUGAGAGUGCAAAAAAGGCAGCGAGAAAGGCUGUGGAGUUUGAUAAUUUGGAGCAGUACAAAAAAGCACUUUGUUAUUACGACGUCGCAGCUAGAUUGCUGGAUAAGAUAUCCCCGACGAGUUCCCCAGGUCAAUCCACCAGGAGUAAAGCAAGUGAAUACCGAGAACGAAUAUCGAUCCUAGAAUCGUCGAUCAAAGAGAUUGAGGGAAGCCAGAGUCCAACAGUCGACACAAAUCUCCAGAGAGUGAAAUUUCUUAUUAGAGAGGCUCUCGAUGCCGACGGAGAUGGUUGGAAGGAUGUGGCAGUGCUGCUGUACGCAGAUGCAGCCCAGCUGGCACUGGACACGAAAAAAUCGACGAAAGACGCCUCAAAGCAGGAGCAACUGACGAAUUUGAGUUCGAGAGCGAUAUCACGAGCAGAAUCUCUCUCAGGAAUCACAAGAUUUUCUCCCCAGUCCCUGCUGUCGUCCCUUCCACCAGUUCCAGACACCAUCCUGGAGUCCCCAGACUCCCCAGAGUCACCAGAAUCACCUGAGAGCCACCAGCAGUCAAUCCCCUCGAAGAAUUCCGUUCCCACGACGCCAUCCCCAGGUCCAGCCCCCCAGAACCGAUCCCAUCCGAUUCGUCGGGGCCUCCACCGAGGCAGUAGUGCCCACCUCCAGGUCAGUGGCAGCGACAGCUACACCGAGGAAGAGAAGAAAACCCUUUUGACCACUUCUCACAUCAAUGAUAACGAAUUCGUACCCUUCAUGAGAGUCGAUCUGUCCGAGAAAUUCUCAUCCCCAGGUCUCUUCAUCGACAGAGACGGCCUCCUGGAGCUCGCCCCAAAGCAGAAGACAGAUUUUGCCAGAUGGGCACGUCCCAGCCAGUUAUUCGACUCUCCGAGACUCGUCCUGGGUUCUCACGUCGAUUAUUACAGCAUAAAACAGACAGUUGUCUCUGAUUGUUCGUUCGUGGCAUCCCUAGCUGUCAGUGCACAGUACGAGAAACGUCUGGGAUAUCGAUUAAUCACAUCAAUUAUUUACCCUCAAAAUCGUGCCACCAGGGAGCCAGUGUACAAUCCCUCGGGGAAGUACAUGGUGAAGCUCCACGUCAAUGGUGUACCUCGCAAGGUCAUCAUCGAUGAUCUUCUACCAGUGGGUAAGGACAAUCAGCUCCUCUGCUCGUACUCCAGCAAUCGUGGUGAGCUCUGGAUAUCUCUCCUGGAGAAGGCGUACAUGAAGGUGAUGGGUGGUUACGACUUUCCCGGAUCCAACAGCAAUAUUGAUCUCCACGCCCUGACCGGGUGGAUCCCUGAGAGGUGGGCCAUCCGGUCUGACGAUCCUGACUUCAACAAAAAUGGCCUCUUCAAGACUUUAUUGGAGAGAAUGCACAAGGGAGAGGUCCUGGUGACAGUUGCAACUGGAGAACUGUCAGACCCAGUGGCAGAUAAAACAGGACUUGUCCCGACUCAUGCCUACGCCGUUCUGGAUGUCCGACUCAUCAAUAACACGAAACUUCUGCUUUUGAAGAAUCCCUGGUCGCACCUCAGGUGGCGGGGGAAUUAUUCUGAGCAUGACGCACAUCACUGGACACCAGAGCUCAAGGAACUCCUGAAUUAUGACCCGGAGUCGGCCUCACAGUAUGACAAUGGCAUCUUCUGGAUCGACUACGAGAGCAUUUGCCGAUUUUUUGAUGUAUUCUACCUUAAUUGGAAUCCAAGACUCUUUUCGUACACCUAUUGCAUACAUCAGAUGUGGAAUGCAGGGACUGGACCUGUCAAGGAUGCCUACAAUAUUGGGGAUAAUCCGCAGUUCACACUCGAGGUUACAUCCAGAAUUUCUGGGGCUAUUUGGAUUCUUCUGACGAGACAUAUCACGGAUAUUGCUGAUUUUAGACAGAAUCAGGAGUACAUCACUGUUCUGGUGUACAAGAAUAAUGGAAAGAGGGUGUACUACCCUCACGAUCCACCCCCCUACAUCGAUGGGGUCAGGAUCAACAGCCCCCACUACCUCUCGAAAAUUAAACUCGAUCCAACCAGUGAAUCCAGGUACACUCUUGUAAUCUCUCAGUACGAGAAGAUGAAUACGAUUUAUUACACCCUGAGGGCGUACGGUACGUGUCAAUUUACCUUGAAGAAAAUUUCUGAUCCGUAUAAAUUCGAGAAGACCAUCAACGAUGACGAGUGGAAAGGAAGGACAGCUGGUGGCUGUGCCAAUCAUCCUGCCACCUACAGCAACAAUCCGAGGUAUCAGCUGGUGCUUGAGAGUGGAAACAACAAUAAUCAUCUCCUGGUGAUCCUGAAGGGGCCCAAGCAGUACCAGAUCGGCUUCGAGAUAACAGCUGUUGACCUGGGGGAUCCCCAGGCACCCACAGCCUUUCAGAGUAAAUCAUCUGGUCCCUUCAGGUCGGGUUUCGUCUAUCUGGAGCUAUCCGAGGUCGUCUCUGGGACCUAUCACGUCGUUCCUGCGACAUUCUUACCCUUCCAGGAAGGGCCCUUUUUCCUUACCUGCAAGAGCUCCUGUGGAAUGCAACUCACCAGGAUUCAGUGAAGACCUUUUGCACCCAAUAAAUCCUAUAAUUUUUUAUUCUAUAAACUUUUAUGGGGUGAUAAUUAGGUAAAUUAUGGGUGGAGUAAUUUCAUUACGGCUGUGCUAGAUAUUUGGUACUUACAAUUAUUCCCUCGUCCAAUAAUUGUAAGCUUUUUUAUAAAUAAUGGAUUUUAUUCCCUGCGAAUAAUUCAUUAUACUAAUGCAAGCUCCUGCGUACGAUUUAAUAAUCGAUUUAAACACAUGCAAUGAUCCAAUAUUUUUAUUUUUCACCGCCCGUGAGAUGCCAGAGAUUUUCAGCUGCUGCGCACUGUUAUUUUUUAAAUAAAUUAAUGUACAGACUUUAAUUAACAAUUGUAUUAUCCAAGAAAAACCGAGAAAGAAGUCCCCAAAUUUCUAUUACAAUUAAUAAUCAUGGAUUAUUAUUAAUUAUUAUU